CUUAGUAACGGAUGCGUCCCAGCAACGCCCAGGCGAGACGUUUGUGCUGCUGGAAUUUGUUUUUCUGAGAGUCAAAACUCCCAUCUCCAGCUCUCAAAGGAGCUUUUCUCCAGAGUACUGCCGAGGCUUCCUUCCCUUCACUUUCGUAAUACUGUAUCAGACUACGUCAGAACCAUGGCUCCAAAAUCCCCGCAAGGCCGCCAGAAGAAGUCAGCACCUGGCAAAAAGAAACAAAAGCCAGUAUUGCCUGCUACUGAGGAAGAGGAACCAGUAAAUAUGGAAAGCAUGGGUCAUCCAGAAAUUUAUCCUUUAGUAUUGACUACCAAGACUCAGGAAAUAUUCAACUGCCGAGUAGAUCAAGAUGUCACCGACGAAAUACCGUAUAAGCUUAUCAAAAAGGAAGAUAUUUUUGAAGACUUGCGUAACAGAGCUGCAGUAUCUGACUUCCACCCGGUCAAAAAAAUUGUCCAGGAAUAUCCUGGAAAUGAGAUUCUACUUGUUUAUGACAAAGACUUCAAGUAUGGGCUGAACUUUUAUAUUAUAGGAACAGAAGAGGGCAAGGAAAAUUAUUUAAAUGCCCCAGAAGUGCCAGAAGAACAAGAAGAAUAUAAAGAACUUAUUCCUGAAGAAAUAUUUACUUAUGUACCACCUGUCUCUAAACCUUGGGUGUCCUUGGGCAGUGAAAAAGAAAUUGAGGAAGAAUCAGUGAAGAAAUCUACAAAGCAGGUGACAUACAUGAUUUCUCGAAAACGCAGUGAUUUUGGUGCACCAGUUACAUUCAGUGACCAAAAUGCUUCCAGUGUAAAAGAUGCCUACAUCGAAUGUACAGCCUACCCAGAUAAAAACUUCACCCUUAAGCAACUGGAGAAAAAUGUUGCCAUGCAAGCAAUCCCUCAAAUCAAGGACACGAGCACUCAGACAAAAUGGACAUAUCCCAAAAAUGCUAGUACACAAUAUUAUGCAAGAGAAUUCUCAGAAGAGGAAAAAGAAAGAGUUGGACAAUCAAAAUCGUUGACUGAUUUUCUGAACAAUGUGUCCACAAGUGUUGAAAUAGCCCUGCAACAAAAUGAAAUUAUGAACCUAUUUAUUGAUGACUGGAAGUCCUUGGCCGAAGAAGAAGGCACCUUUGGGGACAAAACUGAUACCCACCUGAAAGAGUACCAGUCCUUCACUGACCUGCACAGCCAAACAGAGAAAAUGAUUACCUGCGUCUCAUGGCAUCCAACUAUCUACGGGCUAAUAGCAGUGUCGGUGGCUGUGCGACUUGCCUUUGAAGACAGAGUCCACUUUUCUGGGAAAUUGUUGUUGCAACCAUCACUGAUUCUUUUCUGGAGUUUCUCUGACCCCAUACAUCCUCAGUUAAUGCUGGAGAGCCCAGACGAUAUCUUCUGCUUCAAGUUCUGUCCGAGUGACCCUAACAUCAUUGCUGGAGGCUGUAUAAAUGGACAGGUUGUCCUGUGGGAUAUCACCGCACAUGCAGACCGCAUAGAAAGUACCAAAGCAGGCGGUGGUGGAAGUAAAAAAGCUACACUCAAGCCUAUGUUUCUCCUUGAACCAGACAGUAACAAAGAAGCAAUGUAUAUCAGACACUGCGCUGUCUCUUCAAUAGAAAGCGGUCAUAAGAAUAUAAUUACAGAUAUACACUGGCUGGCUGACACAUUUGAGAUUAACAGAUUCGGCUUUGUCUUUGAGAAUCGAAGUGAAAUAUGCUGUCAACUUGUCACCUGUUCGGCAGAUUGCACAAUAUGUUUCUGGGAUAUUAGGCCACUGAAAACUGUAACCCCCACACCAACAGAGAAAAAGAAAGAAGAAACUAUUGAAAUUCCUUUUGAUGUACCGGCUACAUUUUUGCACCUAGAUCUCUCCUGGAAACCUCUCACUAGGAUAAAGCUAUCUAAGGGUGAAACAAAUUUGGACCACUGCCCAACCAGGAUAAGCCUGAGUGACGAACAGCUUCUUCCCAAAAUAUCAGACAAAAUGUUAGCCCAGACCAAAGUGAUAGAAAUGAACCCGUACCACAAUCUGGAAGCUGGGCUAGCCAAUCUUCUCAGGCCGAUCGAUGACUUCUGCACCAAGUUCUUUGUGGGAACUGAGGAAGGUGAAGUGAUGUACGCAGAUUGGAAAAUGGAAAAAGAUCCUGACACCGGCAGGAUGAUGGCAAAGAAACCAGUGAGCCUCUAUUCUGUCCAUGAUGGAGUUGUUCACACUGUUCAGAGAUCACCUUUUUACAAUGACAUUAUCCUCACCGUUGGGGGAUGGAAUAUAGCCAUCUGGAAAGAAGGUGUUAUGUCUGGACCCCUCCUUCAGUCAUGCUGUGCUGCGAAAAGGUACACCGCAGGGCACUGGUCCCUCACAAGGCCGGCUGUUUUCUAUAUUGGCCGAGAAGAUGGAUAUGUUGAUAUCUGGGACCUUCUGGAAAAAACCCAUGAACCAGCCCAGUCACAAAACAUUUGCAUAACUAUGAUCACCUACAUUAAACCUUGGACCUUUUCUGCUAAGCAGCAGUUUAUAGCCAUAGCUGAUUAUUAUGGAACACUGCAUAUACUAGAAAUUCCUUGGACAUUAAGUCACCCUUCCAACAAUGAGGUAUCAAGUGUUAACUACUACUUUGAUAGAGAAGUCAAGCAUCUGGAAUAUGUAGAACAGCGCAAAAGUAUUCGUGAGCAAGAAAAGAAGGAAAUGGAGUUAGAAACUGAAAAGAAAAAACAUAAAACAUACCAAAAGUCAAAAGAACAAAUGGAAGCUGAAUUAAAAAUGGAGUAUGACAGUUAUUUGGAACUGGAAAAGACCAUCCUCAUCAAUCUUGGCCUACUCAAAGCCCCAGAGAUAGUGGGGUCGCACAUGGAAAUGAUAUAGAAAAGCUCUCUGAAGGGGUGUUUGGGGGAUUCCGUGGGUCUUCUUUCUCUCUUUAUUCAUUACUAAUUUAAACUAGCAAACCGAACGUACAUAGGUUAACUGUAAAUAUAGACUUGUAUUUCACUGCUAUUAAAACUCUUGAGUUCUAGCAAUA
Molecule: messenger RNA, 3010 nt
Organism: Chinchilla lanigera (long-tailed chinchilla)
Lineage: Eukaryota; Metazoa; Chordata; Mammalia; Rodentia; Chinchillidae
Gene: Dnai3
Product: WD repeat domain 63
Exons: 23
Coding region: 175-2856 (893 amino acids)
Biological process (GO): cilium movement involved in cell motility; inner dynein arm assembly
Cellular component (GO): inner dynein arm
Molecular function (GO): dynein light chain binding; dynein heavy chain binding
Source: RefSeq, a predicted model, not a curated record